This is a messenger RNA of Corvus hawaiiensis (hawaiian crow), 2606 nucleotides long. RefSeq names its product Wnt family member 2B (gene WNT2B). Gene Ontology annotation, molecular function: frizzled binding; cytokine activity. Gene Ontology annotation, biological process: neuron differentiation; cell fate commitment; multicellular organism development. The transcript is spliced from 6 exons. Gene Ontology annotation, cellular component: extracellular region. Lineage: Eukaryota; Metazoa; Chordata; Aves; Passeriformes; Corvidae. The coding region runs from base 894 to 1793 and encodes 299 amino acids. The record is from RefSeq and is a predicted model, not a curated record.
UCGGACGGCGGGCGCGGCCCCCCGGCUUUGCCUUCCCCUCGUCCUCCUCCUGCUUGCCCUGACGCCCCGCGCCGACUCCUCGUGGUGAGACAUUUCCCACCUGAUAUUUCCCAGUGAGCACAUGCAAGGAGGAGAGCAGCCAUGGAAACUCUGAGGUGUUCAGACUGUCACCUGAGCAGGGGGCAGAGACACGAGGAGCCACAGGAGCCUGCAAAUCCUUGGCGAAGCCGGGCAGGCUCUGUUGGGAAGCACAGGAGCAGGACGCAUCCAGCACAGCCAAGCCGUGGAAGGGGGUUAGCACAGCCUGCACGCUACCAAGUAAAUAGAUGCGUCUGCCUCUGAUUUGCAUGUUUAUCUUAGAAGCAAUUUAGGUUUCUCCUUGUUUACAAGAGCCAAAGUCAGCAGACUCUCCACAAGAACAACAACUGGAAGCCAGAGCGUGACGGUUGUCUCCUGUUCCCUCGUGCAUCGGCACUCGCGGGAUGCUGGGACGAGCUUGCUGCAGCCGUGCCUCUGGAUGCAUCCCCGCAGCUUGCACGAGGGAGGAAGGCUGGCAAGGAGAGAAGAGGGCUCCAAAGGCACCUGCCCUUGGAACAUGAAGUCUGCAUCAUCUGCUGUUUUGCUGCCUCGCGAGAAGCAAGGAAGGGAGGGCGGGAGGUCCGGCACACAGUGUCCCACAGCACGGCCCCUCACUGCCGGCUCCGGGCAGCGGGACUCCGGGAGAAAACGGGAAAUGCACCCAGCUCGGAACCGCACACUGAUCGGCAAGAGGGCACGCUGCAGCAUCGUGCAGCCCAAGGUACAUCGGGGCGCUGGGUGCAAGGGUGAUCUGUGAUAACAUCCCCGGGCUGGUGAACAAGCAGCGACAGCUCUGCCAGAGGUACCCUGACAUCAUGCAGUCGGUUGGGGAAGGAGCCAAGGAGUGGAUCCGGGAGUGCCAGCACCAAUUCCGGCACCACCGCUGGAACUGCAGCACCCUGGACCGGGACCACACUGUCUUCGGCCGGGUCAUGCUGCGAAGCAGCAGGGAGGCCGCCUUCGUCUACGCCAUCUCCUCGGCUGGGGUGGUCUAUGCCAUCACGCGGGCGUGCAGCCAGGGGGACCUCAAGGUCUGCAGCUGUGACCCGCUCAAGAGGGGCCGCUCCAAGGACGAGCGCGGGGAGUUCGACUGGGGCGGCUGCAGCGACAACAUCAACUAUGGGAUCCGCUUUGCCAAAGCCUUUGUGGAUGCCAAGGAGAAAAAAGUGAAGGAUGCCCGGGCGUUGAUGAACCUGCACAACAACCGCUGCGGGAGGAUGGCUGUGAAGCGCUUCCUGAAGCUGGAGUGCAAAUGCCACGGGGUCAGCGGCUCCUGCACACUAAGGACUUGUUGGCUGGCAAUGUCAGAUUUUCGAAAAACAGGGGAUUACCUAAGGAAGAAAUACAACGGGGCCAUCCAGGUGACGAUGAAUCAGGAUGGCACUGGCUUCACAGUGGCCAACAAGAACUUCAGGAAGCCCACAAAAACAGAUCUGGUGUAUUUUGAGAACUCACCUGAUUACUGUGUGAUGGACAAGUCAGCAGGCUCCCUGGGCACGGCCGGCCGGGUGUGCAGCAAGGUGUCCCGCGGGACGGACGGCUGCGAGGUGAUGUGCUGCGGGCGGGGGUACGACACCACGCGCGUCACCCGCAUCACCAAGUGCGAGUGCAAGUUCCACUGGUGCUGCGCUGUGCGCUGCAAGGAGUGCGAGGACACUGUGGAUGUGCACACGUGUAAAGCUCCCAAACGGGCUGAGUGGUUGGACCAGACCUGACGAGAUGGGAGCACUGAGGGAAGAAGCCACUGCCACUUGCCCCUUGCAAUCUUUUUUAACCCCUGUGCCCUGAGGGCCACGAUGUUCUGGGAGCUGUAGUUCAACUGCAUGGCUUUUAUUUAAUUAAUUCUGCAAAGCACUAAGGAAAGGACUACAGUUCCCAGGAGGUACUGUGGGCCCUUCAGAUUUGCUCAGCAAAACUAAUCCCUGACCUAGGAGGAGGCUGCGAUCCUUGCUUAAACUGUGAACCUGCAAAGGUUCUCUUCGCAAAGGGACAGUGCAACCAAUAUGGACUCAGAGGACCGACUGUCGGGACGUGAUGGCUGAGGAAUCCCGUUCCUCCCCAGAGAAUCUACGUGACAGUAAAGCUUCACCAGCAAAAAACAUUAGUUCAGAAUAAUCUACUCUUGCAAAAGCACUCUUGCUUUUCCUUUUCUGCAAGGCCAGAGGAAGGGUGUUGUGAAUCUGUAAGACAGUUCCAUGAUACCCGUGUUUCCCUUGAGCAGACCUGGCACAUCACUAACCCCACUGAGCAAGAGUCACCUCUGCACGAGGCUUGUCCCUGUGUCCCCAGCACAGGGAACAAGUAGAGCUCUAACUUGGACCUGAACCCUGAAGGACUGCACAGAGACAAGGCCACCUCUAGAUGCUGGUGGAUACAAAGGGCUUGAAAGAGCAAAUGAAACCUGUGAACUUACUGGUAGGUUCUGAAGUCAACGGUACAACAGCAUCUCUGUACAACUCACGUGUAUGUUGUGUAUAUUGCUUAUUAUUUUAAGUCAAAAUUCAUUAUAAACCUGUAUCAGAAAAUUA